GUUUCGCUGCGGCGAUCAGUUGUUUUUUCAACUCGAAACCAAGCGGAUGCGCGGCGGUCGUUAAAAAGAGCUAAUAAAAAAGGUCCGACACACACACACUCGCUCGCUCGCACGCACACUCACCCCGAAAAAACUAGAAAAAAGACAACAAGACAAAGUGGUAGAAGCAACAGGUCAGGAAGAAGAAGAAGAAGUCUUGUUUGCUGGCUUUAAAUUAGUUAACUAUUCAAAAGGCCACAAAAACAACGCGGGCGUUGAAAUAAUUUUUAGCUGGACUACAUACAUAGGCAUUAAGUGCCUGUGUGUGUGGGCAAGAGAAAAGAAAGUGCAAUAAAAUUCAAAAAUUGUGAAAAUCCAACAAGUGCAAUGUAUACAACAAAAAAUACAUAAACCAAGAAAGCAAGAAAACAGUAAAAACAGUUAAGUCGCCGCGAAAGAAAGAGAAAGAGAGUGAGUAAGAAGGCAAAGAAGGAGCAGACAAAGAGAAAGAGGAGCAAGAGGAAGCUGUAGAUAACAUUUACCAACAACCUGUCGCAUCUUAAAAAAAGAGCGCGAGCGAUAGAGAGGGAGAAUAUCCGAUUGAGAACCACUUGUUAUUGCUGCACAGCCGCUGGCGGAGCAGCCCUGAGAUGCAGAUAAGUCAAAGCUAGCCUGGCAUGAAGCUUCAGUUCAAGGAGCAGAAUCACUAGCAAUAUACAUAAUCAAAGGAGCCUUUGGAUCCACCAUUAACAGCCCGAUCAUCACAAAAAGAGAUUGACAAAAUGCAGGUCCCCGAGCACGUUGUUUCACUGUACAUCGCCACGUGUGGCCAAAAUGGAUCCGGCCUAGGAUCGGAUGAGAAGGAGAUCAUAUUGCUGGUCUUUGUUCUCCUGGAAGUCUCCACUGGACAGAUCGUGGGCACCAAACAAAUACUCGUGCGGCCUGAUGGCUACUUCAUCAAGGAUCGCACCAUCUCGAGUUCAUCGGACAACUCGAGUGUCACCAACAACACGGCCAGUUCCCCGCCCUUGGCCAUUGGGGAUUCCAAUAAUGGCAGUGGGUCCGGGAGUGGCAACGGGAGCACUGUGGACAACGGGUCCGAGCUGAUCCUCCCCAUCGCAGAGGCCCAAGCAGCGGGCAAGCCUUUGAGCGAGGCCAUCGAAGAGUUCGAUGCCUACCUGCGAUCUCUGUCGUUGCACGACACUGAGAUCAAGCUGGUCACCGAUGGCCAGCUGCCGCUGAGGCAGUGCCUCCACCGAGAGGCCAGUGCCAAGGACGUGGAGCUGCCGGCCUACUACAACCGCUUCAGCGACCUGCGCAAGGAGUUCCUGCGCUACAAGUCCGGCGACCUUGCCCGCGCCCUCGUCCCCGUCAAGGACGUCAAGAAGAUGCUGCAGGCUCCCGCGCUGCCCAUGCCGCAGUCCAUCGCCGAGAUGCUGGGAGAACUCAACACCUCAUCGGUGGAGGACAACGACUUUUUCAUACGCGAAUCUCGCGACAUGGUCACUGUGAUUCAGACUCUGCUGCAGGCAGGUCACAAAUUUGCUGCAAACGAAUUGGUCAACCUGGUUCUUGAACCUGGAAUUUGCUCCAUUGACGACGAGGUCGACGGUAAUUGCAUAGUACGAGCUAGAGGAUUACCCUGGCAGAGCAGCGACCAGGACAUCGCCAAGUUCUUCCGCGGCCUCAACGUAGCCAAGGGUGGCGUGGCCCUCUGUCUUUCCCCACUGGGACGGCGCAACGGCGAGGCUUUGAUCCGCUUUGUGUGCCAGGAGCAUCGCGACAUGGCGCUCAAGAGGCACAAGCACCACAUCGGCACCCGCUACAUCGAGGUGUACCGGGCCACGGGCGAGGAUUUCUUGGCCAUCGCCGGCGGGGCCUCCAAUGAGGCGCAGGCCUUCCUCUCGAAGGGCGCCCAGGUGAUCAUACGGAUGCGAGGAUUGCCCUACGAUGCCACCGCCAAGCAAGUGCUGGACUUUUUCACCACGGGCGAUACGGCGCCCUGCCACGUUCUCGACGGAAGUGAGGGAGUUCUGUUUGUUAAGAAACCGGACGGACGGGCCACCGGCGACGCCUUCGUGCUGUUUGCCCACGAGACGGACGCCCCCAAGGCGCUGGGCCGGCAUCGAGAGUCCAUCGGACAGCGGUACAUCGAACUGUUCCGCUCCACGACCGCCGAGGUGCAGCAGGUGCUCAACCGGUCGAUGGACCCCAAGAACUACGAGUCGGGCGGCGGACACAGCCAGCCGCCGCUGAUCGCCCAGCUGCCCACGAUGCAGCUGCCGCUGCUGCCGCAGGUGGGUGCCCACAGCCUCGCCCACAGCCUCGGAGCCAGUCCCGCUAACCUGUGCCCUCCCGUGCCUCCCCCCGGUACCGCUCUCCCCCUCCCUCUCCCCACACAGCACCUCAUCACCUCGGGCACCACCAAGAACUGCAUCCGGCUGCGCGGACUGCCCUACGAGGCGAUGGUCGAGCACAUCCUGCACUUCCUCGACGACUUUGCCAAGCACAUCAUCUACCAGGGCGUGCAUAUGGUGAUCAAUGCGCAGGGACAACCCAGUGGCGAGGCCUUCAUCCAAAUGGACGCAGAGGAUUCGGCCCGCCUGUGUGCUCAACGCAAGCACAACCAGUUUAUGGUUUUUGGCAAGAAGUUUCGCUACAUCGAGGUGUUCCAGUGCUCCGGCGACGACAUGAACAUGGUCCUCAAUGGGGGACUCGCUUCGCCGGUGGCCCAGGCGCCGCCCCCGCACCAUGGCCACGCCCACAAGCAGCAACCGCUGCUGGCCGCCACCACGGGUAUGUUCAGUUCGGCGGGUCAGUCGCCGACGAGCGUUGCCGCCGCCGGUACCGCUCAGUCGCCGCUCGGCGGCAGCCAUUCACACACUCACCCGCACUCACAUGCGCAUGCGCACACCACACCAGGCCACGCCCAUGCGGCAGCCGUCGCCGCUGCCGCCGCCCACCACGGGUUGUCCGCCUCGCCGGCAAUGUUGCCGGGUCUUUCGGCCGCCUCCGCCUCCGGAUUGGCCUCCUUCAUGGCCGCCAAUCAGCCUGCGGCUGGCGUAUCCCAUUCCGCUGCCUCGUUGCAAAAUGCCGCCGUGGCCUUGAGCCCACAGGGUUACGCCCUGAAUCCCUUUUCCCUGCCACCGCCCGGAUCUUCGGCUGCGGCAGCGUCAACACCUGCGCUGCUGGCCCAGCAGCAGGCUCAGUUUAUAGCCCAACAGAGUUUGCUAGUGAGACAGCAGGCUGCAGCUGCCUUGGCCGCCGAACAGCAGCAGCAGCAGCAACAGCAGCAGCAGCAACUCUAUGCCAGUGCAAUGCAGCAGCAGCAUCCACUGUACUUCCAACUGCAGCAACAGCAGCAGCAGCAGCAACAGCAACUAUAUGCCAGUGCGAUGUUGCAGCAGGGCCAGCCGCAGUUUGUGCUGAUGCAAAGGCCCUCGACCGCCUACUUGCCGCCCUUUCCGCUGGGCUAUAUGUCGGCUGCGGGGGCGGCAUCCGGAGUGGGCGUGGCAGCGGGAGCAGGAGCGGCAGCGACAGCCACUUCGGCCACCGCCAGCAACUCGUCGCUGAGUCAAUCGAUGAAGCGGUCGUACGAGAACGCCUUUCAGCAGGAGGCAGCGGGAGCGGCGGUGGCGGCCAGUGCGGCCAAAAGGGCAUUGACCCGACAGCCCGGCAAUGUUUAUUCGUACUAUAACACUGGGCUAUAGACCCCAAAGGUGUAUAGUCUAAAUUCAACCCUGAAAUAAGAGCUCCAACUCCAGCACUUCGGGCACAUUCCGCGAGUGGGUGGGGUGUUCAUACUUAUAAUAUCUUCAUUAUGGCGCACACAUAACCAUAUAUCAUGUAUCAUCAUGGCCACCACACUUACACAGAAACACACACACUUGCAUACCAGACAUUCUCUAGAGCUUAAUUGAUACCGAUUUGGAAUGUAGACCUAAGUACUUUUCUUGUACGGAGUACUAGUAGUAGCCUAAGCAUAUAAUACUUGUCUAUGGUCUAAGCAAUUAAUACUAUAUUUAAUGUGAAACAACAACACACAUACACACACACACCCACAAGCACUGCUCACCCAUACACGCAUAAGUACACCAGCUAACAGAGGGAAUUUAUAAAGGAUCAACGAAAGAUCCUGAUCACUUGUGUUCUCACCUAUGGAUUUUUUACUAUUAAUAUGCUUGGUGUGUGUGUGUAUGGGUGCGUUUGUGGGGAAGGAAGGAGUAUAUAGCCUCGAUAUAGAGGGAUAUAUAUCCUUUUCCUGUCCGAUUCGAAGGCAAUCAACAGAGGCUAACGUUGUUCAUGGCGGGAGCGAGAUUUUAUGGGUGGGUGGGUACAGUGGCCACCACGCCCACUCAGUGCAAUCUAAUUUUAGUGUUUAUCCUUUGGAACCCCCUUUUUAUAAAGCCACCAAUCCGAUCCCCCUAUAAGUUCCGCUUCCCCCAUGAACCACGUCAGGUGUUGGCUCAAGCGCAAAUUUAAGCUGAAUUUGAAACCGAAACCGAUAAUUGUUUACGUGUUAAGCGAAUAUCACCCUGUUCUGUGAGACAAAACUUUUUGGAAUUACCCAUCGAUGGCCUUUCGAUUUAUAUAUAUACCUACAUUUAUAUACAUGCUAGCUUUAAGACUGUGCGACUUGUAAGUUGGUUUACAUAUUAAUUCUACCGGCAAUCUUUUCCCGUGUCUCUCCAUGGCCGCUAACAAUCAAUUAAUAUAAACUCUCAUCGUUUAACUUGCAAUAUCGUACACCCUAUAUAAACAUAGUGCCUAGAUCUAUGGUGUAGCUUUUAAGUGUGCGUAACUGGUGUUAGUCGCAAACGGGAUAAAUCUCUUUACUCUAUCACUCUAUCUAUCCCCCGAUAUCAAUAUCUCUCACUGUUUGUGUGUUAUCUGUCAUCACUAAUUAAGUCGGGAUCAGCUAGAUCUACAGUCUACAGCUUGUUGUAAGUUGGGUCGCUUUAGUGUCUAUACAUAUAUUGUGUGUCUAGUCUGCAUAAACGGAUGAUAACAUGGUUACUGGUGAUCUUUUGAGUUAAGACAAGUGUUCAGUUAACGAGCGUUUUGUAAAAUGUGUACACACAUACGAGCUUUGGUCGGCGUCUUCCAGGAACAACUCCUGACCUUCCCAAAUCCCAAAAAAAGCCAGCUCAAUACCUUUAAACCUUUCUGUUCUCCUGCUGCGUCUAACACUCAGUUUCGCUCGGCUUGGGAAAAUCGAGCUUGGCACGAGAUAGGCAUGGGAAAGAUAGUCUGCGCCUAGCCUAAUCCUUAUUAGCCUAAUUUAACCACUAGUUUUAUGUAGUAUGGCAAUCGAGUGGCUUCCGAGCGGGUUCUACAGCCACUUUAAAGAAACACAUAAUCAAUAAUAUCUACUUAACUAGUUUGUACGCACAUAAAUUUUAAAUGUAUUUUUGGAAUUUUUACGAUUUUUGAUAUUCCAAUCUUUUUUACCACUAGAUGUUAGUAAAACAACCUUUGAUUAAUUUUUUACAUCAAUAAAAUACGACAUACCGCCUAAACUAAG
Molecule: messenger RNA, 5503 nt
Organism: Drosophila gunungcola (fruit fly)
Lineage: Eukaryota; Metazoa; Arthropoda; Insecta; Diptera; Drosophilidae
Gene: fus
Product: RNA-binding protein fusilli
Exons: 10
Coding region: 762-3689 (975 amino acids)
Biological process (GO): regulation of RNA splicing
Cellular component (GO): nucleoplasm; ribonucleoprotein complex
Molecular function (GO): mRNA binding
Source: RefSeq, a predicted model, not a curated record